ACCACUCACCUUUCCCUGUGCAUCUAAUCUGACUUUGCACAGACUGGGACACCAAACAGGGACAUCAUGUCGAGAAGUGCUGCUGUGAUAGCCAAGGACAAGAUGUUGGCUGAUGGUGGUGGAAUGAAGAGGGACCCAGUAAAAUAUUUGAACCAAGACUUUGAGAAGCUGAGGGCACAAUGCUUGGCAUCCGGUACUCUAUAUAAAGAUGAAGAAUUCCCAGCGUGCCCAUCUGCACUGGGUUACAAUCAACUAGGACCAGGCUCAUACAAAACCAGUGGAAUCAUAUGGAAGAGACCCAAGGAGAUUUGCCCCAACCCACAGUUCAUUGUGGAUGGAGCAACGCGUGGAGACAUCCGUCAAGGGGCCCUUGGGGAUUGCUGGCUCCUGGCCGCCAUCGCAUCUCUUACGCUGGAUCCAGACCUUGUAGCCCAGGUGGUUCCAGAGAAUCAAAGUUUCCAGAAGGACUACGCUGGAAUCUUCCACUUCAGGUUCUGGCAGUACGGAGAGUGGGUGGAUGUGGUGGUGGAUGACAGGCUGCCGACAAAGAAUGGGAAACUGGUGUUUGUUCACUCUGCAGAAGGUGAUGAGUUCUGGAGUGCCCUGCUGGAAAAGGCCUAUGCAAAGUUGAAUGGCUCCUAUGAAGCUCUGACUGGUGGUUCUACCAUAGAGGGAUUUGAGGACUUUACUGGAGGUAUCGCUGAAGUCUAUGAACUGAAGAAGGCUCCAGCUAAUUUAUUCCAGGUCAUCCAGAAAGCCCUAAAGGCUGAAUCACUGCUUGGCUGCUCUAUUGAUAUUACAAAUGCCUAUGACACUGAAGCCAUCACAAGCAGAAAGCUGGUUAAAGGACAUGCCUAUUCUGUGACUGGCGCUGAGGAGGUGUUAUACCGAGGUCGCCAGGAGAAGCUGAUCCGCGUGAGAAAUCCCUGGGGAGAAGUGGAAUGGACAGGACCUUGGAGUGAUGAGGCUCCAGAAUGGAAUUAUGUUGAUCCAAAAGUAAAAGCUGUUCUGGAUAAAAGAUCUGAGGAUGGAGAAUUUUGGAUGGCGUUUUCAGACUUUCUCAGAGAGUAUUCCCGCCUGGAGAUCUGUAACCUGUCUCCUGACACACUCACCAGCACCGACCAGCAUAAAUGGAACAUAACUCUGUACACCGGGAGCUGGGCACGGGGAUCUACUGCCGGAGGCUGCCAAAACUACCCAGCAACAUUCUGGACCAACCCACAAUUUCGCAUUAAACUGGAUGAGCCCGAUGAUGAUCAUCAGGGGCCCAACAUUGAGCCGUGUUGUACUGUCAUUGUGGGAUUGAUGCAGAAGAACCGCAGAAGAAAGAAGAAGAUGGGAGAGGACUUGCUCAGCAUUGGCUACUCACUCUUUAAGAUCCCUGAUCAGUUUCAGGACCACACAGAUGCCCACCUCGGCAGGGACUUCUUCCAAAAGACUCCAACGGCCGCCCGAUCUGACACCUAUAUCAACAUACGGGAGGUGUCCAACCGUUUCCACCUUCCAGUCGGGGAUUAUCUAAUUGUACCAUCCACCUUUGAGCCCUUUAAAAAUGGUGACUUUUGUCUUCGUGUCUUCUCAGAAAAGGAGGCCAAAUCCCUAGAAGUUGGUGAUGUGGUAAUAGCAAAACCAUAUGAACCUCAGAUCACUAAUAAAGAUGUCACUGAUGAAUUCAAGAAUAUUUUUGACAAGCUUGCAGGAGAUAAAGAAGAAAUUGAUGCAAGAGAACUUCAAACUAUUCUAAAUACACUAAUUUCAAAGAGGCCAGACUUGAGAUCCAAUGGAUUUACUCUUAACACAUGCAGAGAGAUGAUCAGCCUACAAGAUAUGGAUGGAACCGCAACAUUGAGCCUUGUGGAGUUCCGUAUUCUGUGGAUGAAGAUACAGAAAUACUUGACGAUUUAUUUAAAGGCAGACUCUGAUCGUUCUGGAACCAUGGACUCACAUGAGCUGAGAUCAGCUUUACAAGAAGCAGGUUUUACUCUGAAUAAUAAGAUCCAGCAAUCAAUUGUGCAGCGUUAUGCAUCCAAUGACCUGGCUGUAAACUUUGAUGGCUUUAUCUCUUGUAUGAUGCGCCUGGAGACCUUGUUCAAAAUGUUUGAGAUGUUGGACAAGAGUAAGAGAGGGGUCGUUGAGCUGAGUUUACAAGAGUGGCUGUGCGCAACAUUGGUCUGAACCUGGGACACUUUGCUGGCGUCGCUGUGCAACUCUGUUUCUGUCUGAAAGUGCAUUGCUGUUGUCAUAAUUAAAAGUUGAUGCAAAGCAACACAGAUACACAUAUUUCAUAUGUAAAUGAGAGAAUAUUUAUAAACUAUAAAAAAGGUUGUGACACGCAGAUAGUGACAUUUAUUUGCACUAGUUUAAAUCCUAGAAAUAUUUUGACCCAAAGGCUCACUUCCUAAACAGGUCGCCAAUUCAAUUCUGAUCCAAUAUGGCCUGAGGGGGCAUUUAGGGAGCUCAAUUUCUGCACCAAUCAAAAUGAACCCCAUGUCAUUAGGAUGAUAAUGAUCAACUCCAGUACUUAUUUCAUGUUACCGUGUAGAAUGAAGAAGAAGAAUUCACUUUGAAAUGGAAGACUCCUCAAUAUCCAGUUAUUACUCUACUGCAGUGGUCCCCAACAUGUUGCUUCUCCAACCCCUUGGAUAUGCUCUAAGUUGCCCCAAAACAGGUGCCUAUUUUUCCAGGCUUGGAGGCAAGUUUUGGAGGCAUAAAAAACAGUUGUACUGCCAAACAGAGUCUCCUGUAGGCUGCCAGUCCACAUAGGGGCUUCCAAAUAGCCAAUCACAGCCCUUAUUUGGCACCCCCGGAACUAUUGUUGCUCCCCAACACUUUUUACAUUUGAAUGAGGCUCAAGGGUAAAAAAAAGUUUGGGGAGCCCUGCUCUACUGACAUGGGGUUCAUUGAGAUCCCCUACGCAUGGUGGGGGCAGGUGAGAAUGGAUCUGCAGCUGGUAGUGGGCAGUUGGUUAAUACUUGCAAUGCCAAUAAAAAACCUCUGUAUGUCAUUAGUGUAAAGCUGUAGGCCAGAUCAGAGCCCCAAUAAGUGAGCCUCUAAUGGUAUAAUUGUCAAAAAGAUUCAGAUUAUUGUAAUAAAAGGUCUAAAGUUUGCCAGCAUCUAGUAACCCAUAGCAACCAAUCAGGUGUGUGCUCAAACAGUAAAUUGAAUUUGCUGAUUGUUUGCUUUGGGUUACUAGACAAGCAGCAAACAUGUUUAUUAUAUUAAUGUAAUAUUAACAAAACAACGAGUAUUUAGGGAAGCAUCACUCAUAUAUGGCAGUAACUUUAUUUCAUUCAGUAUGAACAGUGAUUGUUCUCAGAAUCCAGAACUGCCCAGUGCAAUGUCUCAUUACAAAGAUGGGUCUUCUUUCUUAUUUGUAGAUCAGGAAUAGAGAUUUUGUUGUUUAAUAAAUAUAAUAUACAAACUC
This is a messenger RNA of Xenopus laevis (African clawed frog), 3424 nucleotides long. RefSeq names its product calpain 8 gene 1 (gene capn8.S). The record is from RefSeq and is a predicted model, not a curated record. NCBI's taxonomy places the organism in Eukaryota, Metazoa, Chordata, Amphibia, Anura, Pipidae. Bases 67 to 2175 code for a protein of 702 amino acids. The transcript has 21 exons.